AUCAAUUUAAGAAUAAGAACAAAAGAACAGUGCUGUGACAAUGGCUUCUUAUUUCUCUAUCCUAUGGAUUCUGCUGCUGCAACUCCUCAGCCUGACUUUGGGCGAUGUCUCCCACUUGGAAUACUCCAUCACGCCCAGCUCCCAGGUGGCCUACUACCAUUACCCCGCUCCUAGCAGGCAGCAGCAGCCGACUGUCCAGAGAGUAGUCCAGCAGAGGUAUCAACAAGUGGCGGCCAAGGCUCAACCUCAGCAAUAUCAUCAGGUGGCCCGUCAGUUUGCUGAACCCGCCUUGGAGCAGGCUGCGUUUACCCAGGCACUGACCAGUCAGGGAUAUGUAUUUGGAGCACCCUCAGCUCCACUCCAGGUGGCCUCCUCAGCGCCACAGGCUCAGGCAGCAGCUCCAGCUGGAACAGGAAGAGCCUUUCCAUCGCCUGCUGUGGAUGCCAAUUCUCUGAAUCUCAAGCUGCCAGUGCCCUUUGGCAUUGCUCCCUUGAAUGUGGCCCAGCUGCCGCUGCAGGCUGGAGCUCCCUAUGCCAGUGUGCCAAGGACCACGGGCCUCACCUCCUAUGGAACGCCACUGAUCCAGAGGCGUUAA
Molecule: messenger RNA, 595 nt
Organism: Drosophila serrata
Lineage: Eukaryota; Metazoa; Arthropoda; Insecta; Diptera; Drosophilidae
Source: RefSeq, a predicted model, not a curated record